AGCUGAACCCGGUGCCGGUCCCGCUCCACUCUGAUCCAGGAGCCUGCCUCUGAUUGGCUGCAGAGAAACGCGCUCUCUCAGCCCACCCACCGCUCGGUAUACACUCGGCUCUCUCUCUCUUCCUUGCAUUGAGUCUGGGACUGGUCGGCACACAGGGCGCAUCAUGGCAGCUACGCACAACGAGUACCGAGGAGGCUACCUGCGGAGCGACAUGGAGGCCGGGCAGCACCGCUUCCACCCGGGCUCCGAGCCCACUUACCGGCCGCUGCUGUUCGGGACCCUCGCUGUCAUGGGAUUGCUUCAGGUGGCCUCCAGCGUGGCGAUCUUAUUACACCUGACGGGAUAUCUGCAGGAGGUAGAUCUGUCCACGACUCGACACCGGUCCAUUGAGGAAGUGGAGACGGAGCCGGUGCUGAACGCUCUGAGAGACCCGAGGAAACAAAAGCGCUGCAGAAAUCCAAAAGACAGUCUGCCAUCAGCGCAUCUACCGAUCAAAGCGCACCAGGAGUUCUCCAAGAAGGGCGAGCCCAAAGCCGUCACUAUCGACUGGGAUGAGCUGCACGGAUACCACAACAAGAUGGGCUACGAGAAGGGCAAGCUGCUGGUGGAGGAGUCGGGUUUCUACUACAUCUACGCCAAGACCUGCUUCCGCUACUACAAGCUGGAGCCGGAGGACGGCAGCCAGGCCGCGGUGCCGCCGGUGGACGUCAGCAACCGGCAGCUCAUCCAGUACGUCUACCACGAGAAAAUCAAACAGAACAGCAAGUCCGUGCUGCUGAUGAAGACGGGCAGCACCAUGCGCUGGAACAUCACCAGCUACAACAUGUACUGCGCCCAGCAGGGCCGGGGGCUGCGGCUGGAGGACGGGGACGCCUUGUUCGUCACCGUGUCCAACGCCUGGGUGCUGGACCCCGAGGGAGAAGGGACAUACUUCGGGGCCAUCAAGCUGGGUAACUGAGGGUUGAAAAAGAAACACGUGGGGAGCGGACAUGCUACUGAACAUUUGCCAAAGAACCACUGAUUUAUAAUGUUGUUAAAAAGUGUCUGUCGUUAUUGUUUUUGUACUUCACCAAAUAGCCUUGGAGCACUCUAUGAGAAAUACAUGGAAAAGGUUCACCCCCCCCCCUAAAGAAAAUAUGCCACACAAAUUCAUCUUAAAUAGCCCGGGACUCUUUGGCCUCUCUAAACGAAGUGUUGUGACAUUUCAAUACAUUUCAGCUCAGAUUACGACAGUGUUUACGGACUGACUAAACAAACCCUGAGGGAGCAGCCGAGGAAGAAGGGUUGCUGGCGAGACGCACAGCAAGAAAGGGUUUAUCAAUGUUGGAGGAAAUAUCCGGUAGUUACACGGAGCAUCUGGUUGUACUUAGCGGAUUAGCACAGAAUAGAAAAGCAACAGGGCUGACGCACUGAGGCACUGAUCACUCUCCUGAAAUCUAAUAUUUAAGAACUUUAAAGCAAAAGCAGCACAUCUUCUCAUUUAGGAAGCAGGACAUAGUUUUUAUAUUUGGUAGUGAAGCCAAUUCACUUUCUGUUAACCCACUCAUGGUUUUAGUGAUUAGAUAUAAUGUUGGGUUGUUUAAUCUUUACCAAAGCAUCAUAUUUUAAGAGCUUCUCCUAAGUAUUGUGUGUCAAAGUCUGAAUUUAUGAAGUACCUAGUAAAUAAAUCAAUGCAGUGGAGUAAAACGUACAACAUUGGCUUCCAAAAUAUAGUUUUAUAGAAGUACCUUAAAUGUGUACUUGAGUAAAUGUACUUUCCACCACUGGGUAGAUCACCCUGAACAUAGAUCUCCACAUAGAUUCACUUUUUUAAGCAACAGAUCCGAUUAGUUUUGCUCCAGAAACUCAUUUCCUAUCCACCUUUCAGUCCCGUGAGUUUCCCGCUUCAUUGAAGGCGAUUACACGACAAUGUCAUCGUAACCUAAGGAGGGAACGACGUGUGUUUGUUAUGUUUAUGACGAUUUAAAAAGAGAAAAAGGGAUGCAGAUAGCUGGACUGUCUGGCCAUUAAUGACAUGACUCUUGUCUUCUUAAACUAGAGGAGCCGAAUUGACUUUGGUUUCAUCUUUUAACUUAAAUUUUGUUUUUCAUUUGGCUCGACACCGAGGUAAAUGGGAAUAUGCACUAAGUAUUUAUUUAUUAGCUAUAGAAGUACAGAGACGGGUCAUUGAUUAAAUGACCUCUCGACUGUGUAAAACAACCAUUUAUAUUUCUGUAUGUCUGAGUGACAUUCAUUAUGCAGCACUUAGAGGAAAUAGUAGACACGCUUUUUGUAAUUAAAACACAGGGGCUUCAUUUUAAAUUCCAUAUUUAUGUAUCUCGAUUAUUUUUUGUUGACAAUUCUGUGUGCACUCGCCUAGCCAAAAGCAAUAUGGACAUUCUUCUACAAGAUUGUAGCAAACCUGUAAAAUCUUCAUCUGAUUUUCCAUUCGUUGUUUUUAUUUUAUUUAUGUAAUGUAUGUUUUAAUAAAGAAAAGUACUUUUGUAGAA
Messenger RNA from Eleginops maclovinus (Patagonian blennie), 2489 nucleotides. RefSeq names its product TNF superfamily member 11 (gene tnfsf11). The transcript is spliced from 4 exons. Gene Ontology annotation, molecular function: tumor necrosis factor receptor binding. NCBI's taxonomy places the organism in Eukaryota, Metazoa, Chordata, Actinopteri, Perciformes, Eleginopidae. The coding region runs from base 164 to 958 and encodes 264 amino acids. Gene Ontology annotation, biological process: immune response. Gene Ontology annotation, cellular component: membrane. The record is from RefSeq and is a predicted model, not a curated record.